GCGCUGGGAGGGGAGAGGAUCCAGGCUUUCCUUCUACUCGGUGACCUGGUCCUGAGCCUCAGCUUCCCUCGCAUUGUCUGAGCCCGACGAGACCUCACGUUUCUCCCCCAGCUGCAGCCCCAGUCCAAGGCCCAGGCAUCCAGCAGCGAUGCCCUCGUAACCAGCCACCACGGGAUGGAGGGCUUCAUGGACUCAGGGACACAGACCGAUGCUGUGGUGGUGCUGUCUUUGGCUCAGGCUGCUGUGUUGGGCCUAGUCUCAGAAAAUGAGCUCUUUGGAGCCACCAUAAGCGCCGAGGCCUUCUACCCGGAUUUAGGGCCAGAGCUAUCCGGGUCAGCCAUGGGGGAGCCAGGACCACCCGGCCCUGACAUCUAUCAGCUGGCCUGCAAUGGGCGGGCCCUGGAAGAGCCCCCGGAAGAGGAGGUGCUGGAGGUGGAAGCCGCCUUUGAGAAGCACACCCGGCGGAAGACGCGGCCCCCUGUGCGCCUGGUGCCCAAAGUCAAGUUCGAGAAGGCAGAGGAGGAAGAAGAGCAAGAGGUCUAUGAGGUGUCCGUGCCUGGUGAUGACAAGGACCCAGGCCCGACAGAGGCCCCAGGCGAGGUGGCCAGUGGUGGCUGUGAGGCCCUGGUGCAAAGCAGUGCAGUUAAGAUGAUCGACCUCAGCGCCUUCAGCCGCAAGCCCCGGACACUUCGCCACUUGCCGCGAACUCCGAGGCCAGAGUUGGACAUGGCCCCGUUCGAUCCUCCCUUCCCUGACCCAGCCCGGGAUGGCUUCCCGGAGCCCAGCAUGGCACUGCCUGGACCAGAGACCUUGCCCACAGAAUGUAGUUUUGAGCCACCCCACCUGGCCCCCCUUAGUGACCCUGAACCUCCCACCAUGGCAUCGCCAGAACCGGUCAAGCCAGAACAGGGCUUCGUGUGGCAGGAGCCCAACGAGUUUGAGGUUGAUGCAGCAGGCUCCACGGUGGAGCGCCACAAGAAAGCCCAGCUGGACCGGCUAGACAUCAACGUGCAGAUCGAUGACUCCUACCUAGUAGAGGCAGGCGAUCGCCAAAAGCGCUGGCAGUGCCGCAUGUGCGAGAAGUCCUACACGUCUAAGUAUAACCUGGUGACACACAUCCUGGGCCACAACGGCAUCAAGCCACACUCGUGUCCACACUGCAGCAAGCUCUUCAAGCAGCCCAGCCACCUGCAGACGCACCUGCUGACACACCAGGGCACGCGACCCCACAAGUGCCAGGUGUGCCACAAGGCCUUCACACAGACCAGCCACCUCAAGCGCCACAUGCUGCUGCACUCCGAGGUCAAACCCUACAGCUGCCACUUCUGCGGCCGUGGCUUCGCCUACCCCAGCGAGCUCAAGGCCCAUGAGGUGAAGCACGAGAGUGGCCGCUGCCAUGUCUGUGUGGAGUGCGGCCUAGACUUCUCCACCCUGACUCAACUCAAGCGCCACCUGGCCUCCCACCAGGGCCCCACCCUCUACCAGUGCCUCGAGUGUGACAAGUCCUUCCACUACCGCAGCCAGCUGCAGAACCAUAUGCUCAAACACCAGAAUGUGCGGCCCUUCGUGUGCACGGAAUGUGGCAUGGAAUUCAGUCAGAUCCACCAUCUCAAGCAGCAUUCACUCACACACAAGGGCGUGAAGGAGUUCAAGUGCGAGGUGUGUGGCCGGGAGUUUACCCUACAGGCCAACAUGAAACGCCACAUGCUGAUCCACACCAGCGUUAGGCCCUACCAGUGCCACAUCUGCUUCAAGACCUUUGUGCAGAAGCAAACCCUCAAGACCCACAUGAUUGUGCACUCGCCUGUGAAGCCAUUCAAGUGCAAGGUGUGCGGGAAGUCCUUCAACCGCAUGUACAAUCUGCUGGGUCACAUGCACCUGCAUGCGGGGAGCAAGCCCUUCAAGUGCCCCUACUGCUCCAGCAAGUUCAACCUCAAGGGCAACCUGAGCCGGCACAUGAAGGUCAAGCAUGGCGUCAUGGACAUCGGCCUGGACAGCCAAGACCCCAUGAUGGAGCUGGCAGGCCCUGACCCCUCUGAACUUGAUAGCCAGCAGGAGAUGGAGGACUUUGAGGAGAACACCUAUACCUACUCUGGCGUGGACAGCAGCACAGAGGCCAGCACCCUCACUGAGCAGGCCAUGAAGGAGAUGGCCUACUACAACGUGCUAUAGCGGGCCAGCCAAGGGGGCCGGGAGGGCACAGGGUGAGACCCAUGUGCUGAGGGCUGUACCUCUACAGCCCAAAACCAAGCUACUGCCUACCACCCAGCCUCCCCUCCCCAGUCAUUUGCACCACUAGGGACCUUUAGACCAAAUGGAGACUGUACUACUGUCCUUGCAGGGAGCUGGGCACAGGCCUAGACAUCCCAGCAAGGGAAGGGUAACCAGAAGGCCCAGAUCUGGUUCUCCUUGGCCUGCUGCUGUGGGUGGGUGGGGAAAAUGCUGGUAGGGCCUCUUGGGGACAGAGCAAAAAGGGCAUAGGCUUGCAGGACCUCUCCAGGCCACCUCAGGCCCAGCAGAGCUCUUUGUGAAGAGAAUGCUUGAACCAGGCCUUGUCUCUCUUCUGUACCAUCCCUGGCCUCUAAGGAUAUCUGAGCUCCUGCGCUGGUCAGCACUGCCUACCCCUAUCCUGUUCAGACUCAAGAACUUCCCUGUCACCUAACAGCCGGGGCACUUUGCCUUCUACCUCCUGGGCCCCCCUUGCUUGAUACAGGCAUGCAUGCGGCCCUAGCCCUGGCCCUGCCUGUAGGAAGCCAAGGAGCCCAGCCCCCAGAGCACACUCCUGCUCUACAAUCCUGUUUGAAAGAGAGUGACCCUAAUGUGUGUUUUGGCACAUUUCAUCCAGUUCUAUACCAAGCUAGGGCACCAACCACUGUACCCUCACCAAACAGAAUUGGAACACGCUUUGUGUCUGGCACACACUGACAGGUCCCUGGGACCAAGAGGGGCUACUCUCAGGGGAAGCCAAGAAGACCACUUGUGGGAAGAAAGGGACUAGAAAGGUUUCUUAUGAACAAGCAGGUACUGUGAGGAGAGGUGAGUCCAGGCUCAGUAGGCUCCCAGGGAAGAGCAGCAUAUUUAUAAAGGAAAUUGAAGACCAUAGAGGGGGGGAAAAUUUUUUUUUGAGCAAAUGGGGAUAUUUUGAAGGUAAUUUAUUACUUUCCAACUCUGUGUUGCCUAUCAUCUUUUUUUGAUGGAGUUGCGCUUUUUUUUUUCUAAACAUAAGCUUUCUUGUGUGCUGUGUGUGCUUCCUGCUUCCCUUACCUAGAGCAGCCAGGCCUGGUAGGACUUGGGCCCUGGCCAGUAGGUGCAGCUGCUGGCUGGGAGCCUUAGGGCUAGGGCAGGAAGGAGAAGGAGGCAGAGAGCCCACAUGGCCCCUCUAGCCAGUGUCUCUGUGCUGUCCUGGUGGCCAGGGCUGCUGACUCCCCGUGACCAGCAGCCCCCUCCUUACCUGCCCAUUCUCCCCGCUGUGUCCCCCAGGUAGUGACUAGCACAUUCAGGAACUCCAGGGCACCCAAACUCCUACCCAUAAAUCCUGAGGCCCCCAUGGGGAGAGCUAUCCCCAGAGGCACAGAUGAAGCCACCAGCUUUGGCUGAAAAACCAGGAGGGGAAACCAGCUUUGGCAGGGCGAGGGGUGCUGAUUGGAAGUGCAGCUGCCCCCAAGCCUUUGUCCCUAAGUGAAACACCAAGCUAGGCCUCGGUGACUGUCAAAACUGGGGGGUGGGGUGGACACAAUGGCCUAAGUGUGGCUCCCCAGGCCCCCAGCCUCCCAGGUGCCUGCCAUGAUGACCCUCAGGUGGCAGUGAUUGGGUGUCACUGUACAAGACAUUUCUCCUGCUGAGCAGAAGGCCUCACCCCUGCAAACUACCUCUUCCCACGAUGUCUUUCUCCC
Molecule: messenger RNA, 3893 nt
Organism: Nannospalax galili (Upper Galilee mountains blind mole rat)
Lineage: Eukaryota; Metazoa; Chordata; Mammalia; Rodentia; Spalacidae
Gene: Znf710
Product: zinc finger protein 710
Exons: 5
Coding region: 175-2172 (665 amino acids)
Cellular component (GO): nucleus
Source: RefSeq, a predicted model, not a curated record